AUGUACGAUGUGUCUACCCCUGUUUGUGACACUAAACUCCCUGAUGAUGUUGCUACGGAUGAAUACGGCAAAGAACUCUCAAAGAUAAAUGAAUCUAUAAUACAGGGAGGUAAAUCACCAAAGGCAAUCUGUAUAGAAGACUUAGAUUGUGAUAACACAGUGAGCGGAAUUUGUGAGGAUGGAUCAAAGUCUCCAACUAGCACGUCUGUGCAACGUUUGCUUCGUUUACGGCGUGACAUUUCUUCCUCUACUGUUCCUAAUCUGGUUUCCGAGUUUUCUUUGGAUGAAAGUGUGGAGCUGCCAACAAGCUCUGUGCUAGGUGGUGAUUCUGGCUACAAAUUCCCGAGUACAUUUACUCCUGUUAAAGCUUCCAAAGCUAUAAAGAUUGAACCGGACAACCAAGCUAGCAUUCAAAGGGAUGCAGAUGGACCAUGUUUGAACAUUAGUGAUGACGAAACCAAGAAUCCUAUACUGGCUAGUUCGGUUAGAAGAGUUCGGAACACUCCCUCGGACACAGCCGACAUUCGUAGGUCACUAAAGAUUUUGGGAAGUUCACGCUGUUGGACUGAUCGUUAUACAGGUGAUGACAGUGUAGGAAAUUGUGGAUUAUCUGAUGAUGAUUUGUAUGCAACUCAGAGUCCAAUUCGUAGUUUGGGUAGUCUGAUUGGGACCCAGUCUAGUGCUUCUGACUUUGCUUCGAUGACUCCUCGUUCUAUAGAUCGCAAUUUCACACCUUUGAGCACUCCAAGACGUUCGGUAGGCUCUACAAAGAGGCUUUUGUCGCGUGAGGACUCUUUGAGGCCUAAGCAGCCCAUUCAUGAUACGUUGGAUCGUUUUUCCGAUAUCAGUAUUUUAGAAAUUUGCAAGCUUCCGACUAAUCCCAUGGUAUUCGUUACUCUUCCGAAAGAUAUCAUGGCUAAUAUGAAAUUGGAUGAUAACCUGGAGAUUCUCUACAGACAUUUGAAAAAUAUGUGUACAAUAAUUCGCCGUUCAUCCAUGAGAAAUGGCUACCCCUACUUCAAAAUAGUUCAGGUGCUGGUUCAGCGCGUAUCUAGGAGGAUGUUUAAUAUGGACCAUUUGCGGCAAAUUGCUUGGGCGGCUCCUAAUUUGAUUAGCAUAAAGUGGGUUACGAUUGGAGACUCUAUACGUCGUGACUACGUCUCCGAAUAUAAUGAAUCGCGUGGAGAUGUUGUUUACGAUCUUCAUAUUAGACUCUUGAGACCGGAUGGAAGCAACUGUGCCAACACUGAGGAUUAUGAGAAUCUUUGCUUCCGAUUUAAGACGAUUCUAUAUGUGUGGAUGGCAAAGUGGAAGAUGGAAAGAGAUCAUCUGAAUGACAAAACUGAAAUAUCCAUGCCUAUGGUGCAACUACCGGAAAAACCUACUAAUUCUGCCUAUAGCACACCUGUAAGAACUCCUAGGCUAUAUAUGGAGAGUCCGAAGCCUAUGUUAUCAAAGAGCUCCGUGAGACGCCUCGGUUUGGUUGACAGUCUGAGGACUCCUGUAUCCUCAAUGAGGCUUUUUGGUAAUGAAUCAAUUGUCAAUCCUGAUUCCGCUGGUAGCUCUAGCAAGAGAAUGAGGAAGAUGGAAAUAAUGUCACCCGUGUCUACGGAUUUACUUGACACCCCGGGCAUGCGCAGAAUCAAGGAAAAUGCUGAAAGACUAGCAUCAAUCAAGGUUAAAUCUGAAGUUAAUCAGGAAAACGAUUUGAAGUACUGGAUAGAUAUGCGUUGGUUUAUAAACAUUCUAGUGGCAAUAUCCAUUGAUGAUACAAACUCAUCCGUCAUGAGGUUGGAGUUUUUGGUCGAUUUCAUAGUGAAAUAUGGUUCACGAAAGGUGACUCAAGAACAAGUUGAUCGAUGGACAACUACACUUUCUGAGAUCGCCCCCAAUCUAUUAAGCAAAAAGGUUUCAAAAUUUGAAGAUUAUUCAACUAUACUCACAAUCAAUUCCUCAUCGUCCUUCGCUCCAGCUCUGGAGUAUAUCAACCGCAAAAUUAACACACUCAAGUCCUAG
Messenger RNA from Theileria equi strain WA, 2016 nucleotides. RefSeq names its product DNA replication factor CDT1 like family member protein. The record is from RefSeq and is a predicted model, not a curated record. The transcript has 2 exons. Lineage: Eukaryota; Apicomplexa; Aconoidasida; Piroplasmida; Theileriidae. Bases 1 to 2016 code for a protein of 671 amino acids.